Messenger RNA from Geosmithia morbida, 1539 nucleotides. Its product is annotated as translation initiation factor 2 subunit 3. Bases 1 to 1539 code for a protein of 512 amino acids. Gene Ontology annotation, biological process: formation of translation preinitiation complex; positive regulation of translational fidelity. Gene Ontology annotation, cellular component: eukaryotic translation initiation factor 2 complex; cytosol. The transcript is spliced from 3 exons. The record is from RefSeq and is a predicted model, not a curated record. Lineage: Eukaryota; Fungi; Ascomycota; Sordariomycetes; Hypocreales; Bionectriaceae. Gene Ontology annotation, molecular function: GTP binding; GTPase activity; tRNA binding.
AUGUCUGCCAACGGCGACCCCAAAUACGAUGAUAUUGAGUCCGAGUCCGACUCUGGCGACUCCAUCAACGACCAGAACGACGCCGGCGACCUCGGUGACGAUAAUCUUAAGCCCGCCCUCAAGAAGUCGUCGGCCUUCGUCCCCGAAGCCGAAUAUCAGAAGCCUCCCCUGCCCCCGCAAACCGACCCCAAGGAUCUCGACGUCUCGACCCUGACGCCUCUGACCCCUGAGAUCAUCGCCCGCCAAGCCACCAUCAACAUUGGCACCAUUGGUCACGUCGCUCACGGAAAAUCGACCGUCGUCAAGGCCAUCUCGGGUGUCCAGACGGUUCGCUUCAAGAACGAGCUCAUUCGUAACAUCACCAUCAAGCUAGGGUACGCCAACGCCAAGAUCUACCAGUGCGACAACCCCCAGUGCGCUCGCCCGACAUGCUUCCGGAGUUACAAGAGCGACAAGGAGGUCGACCCCCCUUGUGAGCGCGACGGCUGCUCUGGUACCUACCGUCUCCUACGUCACGUCUCAUUCGUCGACUGCCCGGGUCACGAUAUUCUCAUGAGCACCAUGCUGUCGGGUGCCGCCGUCAUGGACGCCGCCCUUCUCCUGAUUGCCGGAAACGAAUCGUGUCCUCAGCCCCAGACGUCCGAGCACUUGGCUGCCAUUGAGAUCAUGAAGCUGGAUAAGAUCAUCAUCCUGCAGAAUAAGGUCGACCUGAUGAGGGAGGAGGCCGCCCAGCAGCACCACGAUUCUAUUCUCAAGUUCAUUCGUGGCACGGUGGCCGGCAAGUCGCCUGUCAUCCCCAUCUCGGCCCAGCUCAAGUUCAACAUUGACGCCGUCAACGAGGCCAUCGUCAACACCAUUCCCGUCCCCCCCCGUGACUUCACCAUGGACCCUCACAUGAUCGUCAUCCGAUCCUUCGACGUCAACAAGCCCGGUGCCGAGAUCGACGACCUCAAGGGCGGAGUCGCCGGUGGCAGUAUCCUCCACGGUGUCGUCAAGCUGGGCGACGAGAUUGAGAUCCGCCCCGGUAUCGUCUCCCGCGACGAUGGCGGCGCCCUCAAGUGCACCCCCAUCUUCAGCAGGGUCGUCUCGCUCAACUCCGAGUCCAACGACCUCAAGUACGCUGUCCCAGGUGGCCUCAUCGGUGUCGGAACCCGCAUCGACCCCACACUCUGCCGUGCCGACCGUCUCGUCGGCUUCGUCCUGGGUCUCAAGGGCCGCCUCCCCGAGAUCUACAGCGAGAUCGAGGUCAACUUCUACCUCCUCCGCCGCCUGCUGGGUGUCAGGACCGCCGACGGAAAGCAGGCCAAGGUCGCCAAGCUCGCUAAGAACGAGGUCAUCAUGGUCAACAUUGGUUCCACCUCGACCGGUGCCAAGGUUGCCGCCAUCAAGCAGGACGCCGCUAAGCUCGUCCUCACCAGUCCCGCCUGCACCAACAUUGGUGAGAAGGUUGCUCUCAGCCGUCGUAUCGAGAAGCACUGGCGUCUUAUUGGCUGGGCUACCAUUGCAGCUGGUGUCACUCUGGAGCCUAGCUCUACGUAA